GAUUGUGUCAACAGAAGGGAGUUUUAAUAGUAAUUUGCGAAUUACUUUCUAUUAUAAAUAUUACUUUUCGAAUGGAAAUGUAAUAAAUAAUAAGACGUAAAACAUGGAGGACAAUAAAAUUGAAACGAAUGCGGAGAGUGAACGGAAAUUUUCCCGACGUAAAGUGUUCAAGUUUUGUUCCAUCGCUGUAAUAGCGAUAACACUAGGCUUCGUACACUACCGCUAUGUAUCAAGUCUCUUCGAAAACGACCGGAGUUUCUCCUACCUAUCAGAGAUGGAGAGGGAGAUGUCUCUGAGAACGGAGAUGGGUUUCUAUUACUCAUAUUAUAAAACUAUGGUGGAAGAGAAGCCGUUCAUCGCUGGGAUAUCGAAGCUCAUGUAUGAUAGAUUGGUUGAGUACCCGAAGGAUGUGAACGCUUUCAAUCGGUUCAAUAUUUAUCCGGAGGUCCUAAUCGGAGCUCUAUAUCGUUACUUCGAGCCAUAUUUGAACACGUCCUCGCAUCGCCAGUGCCACAUGGUGGACCGGGGCGAGCUGCCUCCAGUAGAGAGCUGCGUGGGCAUUGGCCAGCCGAUAUUCUUUUAUUUGGAGGCAGUAUGGUGGAUGGCCGGGUUGACCGUCGCAGCCCUGUUUUUGCAUGCCGCUGCUUUAAGUGAAAGCAUCUUAGGCGGUUUGCUAGCAGUGGCUCAAUACUUCGCGAACCAUUCAGAGUGCACCAGAGUGCAAUGGGCUCCCAACGAGAGAGAGAACUUCGCAGCACCUCUCCUGCUGCUGCAGACCUGGCUGGUAUCCAUGCAGCUCAGGGAUAAACAGAGGAGGACCACUUUUCAAUUGCAAGUGUCCAUCUUCAUAUUAAACUGCCUGUGUCUCUUAUUCUGGCAGUUUUCCCAGUUCAUAUUUUUGACUCAAACGGCCAUUUUUUUUGUAAUGGAACAAUUUCGUAUAAUUGACGUUAAAGCACUUUGUAUAUUUCUGCAUUCCCAUUUCUGUGGCCUUCACAUGGCUGUCCUUCUUCUACAGGGCAAUGAUAUGCUAAAAUCGUCCUUAUACGCUUCCUACUUCGUGAUAGUAUCCGCGUACUGCUUGUUCUUCAGCUCUCUAAGGCUUAAGGUUCAAAAUCGCGUGGAUUUGUUCGUGGAGAUUUGGCUUAUUUUCCUAAGAAUAGCUAUAGUGACUUUAGCGGCUUUUUACUUGAAGAAAGUGCUGAGUAAUUUUUUGAAUGUUGAAGAAGAUUCGCAUGUUUGGGAUAUUUUGUACUCGAAAUUCACGAAUUUCAAAAGUUUUCAUACAUUAAUUUAUACUUGUAAUGCAGUUUUUGAUUUUUUACCCUUAAGUUCGAUUCAAAAACUAUUUAGAUCAUUCUUGAUACCCUUCGCCAUGUUAAGUGUUGCCAACAUGUGCAAUUAUUGGGUUACGAACGCCGUCGAUUCGUGCGAGAAAGAGAUAGACAAUCGAAGUCAAAAGAAAGAGAAGGAUGGCGAUGUAUCUGACGAAUCAGAUUCCGGCAUUGAAAAUUCAGAUUUAAAGAAAAAUAUAACGGAUUUGGACAUUAUAGAUAAGGAGAUAAAGUCGAAAAUUGAAGGGGAAGAGACUAGUGAUGUGCUUAUAUUGGUUUUGAGGCAUAUGAAGGCUGAACCGGCGAUAUUUUAUAAUAUAUCGCAGAUGUUUGUCUAUGGUGUCAUGGCGGCACUAGUGAUGCGACUCAAGUUGUUGUUUACAACCCAUUUAUGUAUUGUAGCCGCUAUUAUGAUGAAUUCUAAAUAUUAUCCCAUCCCAAAGUCCUACAAGAAGUACCUGCCACUCUUCUGGGCAGUGUGUAUGUCUCCGCUCAUACAAGACAUGUUGCAAAGUAUACCGAAGGAGAUGUCGCAUAUAGGUGAAUUCAGCGACAUAAACCAAGAACAGUUGCUAGAGUGGAUCCGGGCGGACACGCCCGUGACCGCGGCGUUCGCGGGAUCGAUGCCCAUCCUAGCCACCAUCAUGCUAGUCACGAGGCGACCUAUAGUUGCGCAUCCACAUUAUGAGCACUUAGAUGCCAGAGAGCGCGCGUACACUGUACACAAAAUGUACGGUAAGUUCACUCCGCAUGAGUUCUACCAGGAUCUCACCAAGCUGAAGGUCAGCUACCUCGUCGUAGAGACGAAGUACUGCUAUGGAAGGAGCAGUACAGGAUGUUCGUUCGAGAACAUAUGGGACAUUGAGACGCCCUGGUUGAGUAAACGUCCGACCAUCUGCUCAACCUUACUCACCCAACCAGUCGACCACUUCUAUCCCGUGUUCCGAAACGAACAUUAUGCUGUGUUCAAUAUCCAUGAUUAUAGCGUUCGAUAUAUGCCUCGCAGCUUCGAAUCUUGACAUCCGGCCUCUCACUCUAACUCAAAUAAGACUGACACCCUUAGUUUAUUAGCUGUUAGGUGAAUAUAAAGAAAAGCAGAUGGCGCUAGCGUAGUUUUUAGUCACCUGUAAAUAACAACUGUCGACUGCAGGACUACGAGCAUUUUCUAUAUAAGAAGGGUUGGAGAUCGCAGUGUAAAAGGUUCAGGUUUAUCAGAGAGCGCUGCUGCACGGUCUUCGACGUCGGGUGUAUGGUACCCAAGGAAAGAAAAGGGGUUGAUUAAUGUAUUCUUCUCUGCCGUUACCACACGGUGUAUAAGUGUUGUGUAUUAAAUAUCAAAUUUUUAAGUUACUACUAAUGUGACCAAAAUAAAAUACUUAUCUUCGUGGCGCUGUAGUCGUUUUUGGCGUCCCUUUGUAAAGAUAUUUGUAUGAAGAAAUUAGUUCUCGAAAAAUCCGUUGUUUGAGGGAUACCGACUAGUCUUAAUUACCUUGAUAACUGUAAAUAUUUUAUUAACACAUGGUCGUUUUCACCAACCAUCUUUUAACUAAGAGUUACUUAGUUAAAGGAGCACCUAAACUAUCCCCUUACUUUUACGUAUAGGUGGCACUUAUAGGUUGUUAAAAACCAAAAUGUCGGUAAGUGCCACCUAUCUUACCUUAGGGAUUCCUUAAAACUUAAAUGUGGUUUGUGAAAACGGGCAAGUGUUCUUUAUUUUAUUAAUUAUAAGAUCGAUUUUCCUAAAGCAAGUGUUACUAUUUUAAAAUGUAAAUAAUUAUAUUGUUUCUAAUAUUAAAUUAAGACUAGGUUUAAAAAAGAAAUUCAA
This is a messenger RNA of Spodoptera litura, 3159 nucleotides long. Its product is annotated as C-mannosyltransferase dpy-19. Gene Ontology annotation, cellular component: nuclear inner membrane. Gene Ontology annotation, molecular function: mannosyltransferase activity. NCBI's taxonomy places the organism in Eukaryota, Metazoa, Arthropoda, Insecta, Lepidoptera, Noctuidae. The record is from RefSeq and is a predicted model, not a curated record.